This is a messenger RNA of Choloepus didactylus (southern two-toed sloth), 8152 nucleotides long. RefSeq names its product phosphodiesterase 11A (gene PDE11A). The coding region runs from base 1 to 2802 and encodes 933 amino acids. Gene Ontology annotation, biological process: signal transduction. Gene Ontology annotation, molecular function: protein binding; 3',5'-cyclic-nucleotide phosphodiesterase activity. The transcript has 20 exons. The record is from RefSeq and is a predicted model, not a curated record. Lineage: Eukaryota; Metazoa; Chordata; Mammalia; Pilosa; Megalonychidae.
AUGACAACCCCCCGGCUGGACUUUGGGGAAGUGGAAAGUUUCCUGGACAGGCACCCAGAGUUGUUUGAAGAUUACUUGAUGCGGAAGGGGAAGCAGGAGAUGGUGGAAAAGUGGCUGCAGAGGCACAGUCAGGGCCAGGGGUCUUUAGACCCAAGGCCCUUGCUGGCUGGCACCAGCAGCUUGACUCACAGUGGUGGCAGAGGCAGCAGCAGUGUUGGUGGUGGCACUGGACCAAAUGGCUCUGCCAACAGCCAUCCCAUUCCUUGUGGUGGGGGCACUGGUGGAGUUCCCCUGAGUCCCAGCUGGGCCAGUGGCACCCGGGACGAUGGGAACCUGCAACGGAGAGCUUCUCAGAAAGAGCUAAGGAAGAGUUUUGCCCGCUCCAAGGCCAUCCAUGUGAACAGGACCUAUGAUGAACAGGUGACCUCCCGGGCCCAAGAGCCCUUGAGCAGUGUGCGGCGGAGGGCACUUCUCCGGAAGGCCAGCUCCUUGCCCCCCACCACAGCCCACAUUCUCAGUGCCCUGCUGGAAUCAAGGGUGAAUCUGCCUCAGUACCCCCCUACAGCCAUGGACUACAAGUGCCACCUCAAAAAGCACAAUGAGCGUCAAUUCUUCCUGGAGCUUGUUAAGGAUAUCUCCAAUGACCUUGACCUCACCAGCCUGAGCUACAAGAUCCUCAUCUUUGUCUGCCUCAUGGUGGACGCUGACCGCUGCUCUCUCUUUCUGGUGGAAGGGGCAGCAGCUGGCAAGAAGAGCUUGGUCUCCAAAUUCUUUGAUGUGCAUGCAGGAACCCCGCUGCUGCCCUGCAGCAGCACAGAGAACUCAAAUGAGGUGCAGGUCCCCUGGGGCAAAGGCAUCAUUGGCUAUGUCGGGGAGCAUGGAGAAACGGUCAACAUUCCUGAUGCCUACCAGGAUCGAAGAUUCAAUGAUGAGAUUGAUAAGCUAACUGGAUACAAGACAAAAUCACUGUUGUGCAUGCCUAUCCGAAGCAGUGAUGGUGAGAUUAUUGGUGUGGCCCAGGCAAUAAAUAAGAUUCCUGAAGGUGCUCCAUUUACUGAAGAUGAUGAAAAAGUUAUGCAGAUGUAUCUUCCAUUUUGUGGAAUUGCCAUAUCUAAUGCUCAGCUCUUUGCUGCCUCAAGAAAGGAAUAUGAAAGAAGCAGGGCUUUGCUGGAGGUGGUUAAUGACCUCUUUGAAGAACAGACUGACCUGGAGAAAAUUGUCAAGAAAAUAAUGCAUCGGGCCCAAACUUUGUUGAAAUGUGAACGCUGUUCUGUUUUACUCCUAGAGGACAUUGAAUCACCAGUGGUGAAGUUUACCAAAUCCUUUGAAUUGAUGUCCCCAAAGUGCAGCACUGAUGUGGAGAACAGUUUCAAAGAAAGCAUGGAGAAAACGUCAUACUCCGACUGGCUAAUCAAUAACAGCGUUGCUGAGCUGGUUGCUUCCACAGGCCUUCCAGUGAACAUCAGUGACGCCUACCAGGACCCUCGCUUUGAUGCGGAGGCUGACCAAAUAUCUGGUUUUCACAUAAGAUCUGUUCUCUGUGUCCCUAUUUGGAAUAGCAACCACCAAAUCAUUGGGGUGGCUCAAGUGUUAAACAGACUUGAUGGGAAACCUUUUGAUGAUGCAGAUCAACGACUUUUUGAGGCUUUUGUCAUCUUUUGUGGCCUUGGCAUCAAUAACACCAUUAUGUAUGAUCAAGUGAAGAAAUCCUGGGCCAAGCAGUCCGUGGCUCUUGAUGUGCUUUCAUACCAUGCAACAUGUUCAAAAGCUGAAGUUGACAAGUUUAAGGCAGCCAGCAUCCCUCUGGUGUCAGAACUAGCCAUCAAUGACAUACAUUUUGAUGACUUUUCUCUCGAUGUUGAUGCCAUGAUCACGGCUGCUCUCCGGAUGUUCAUGGAGCUAGGAAUGGUACAGAAAUUUAAAAUCGACUAUGAGACCCUGUGUAGGUGGCUUUUGACAGUGAGGAAAAAUUAUCGAAUGGUUCUGUACCACAACUGGAGACAUGCCUUCAACGUGUGCCAGCUGAUGUUUGCGAUGUUAACUACUGCUGGAUUUCAAGAGAUCCUGACCGAAGUGGAAAUUUUAGCGGUGAUUGUGGGUUGCCUGUGUCACGACCUGGAUCACAGGGGAACCAACAAUGCCUUCCAAGCUAAGAGCGGCUCUGCCCUGGCUCAACUCUAUGGAACCUCUGCUACCCUAGAGCAUCACCAUUUCAACCACGCCGUGAUGAUCCUUCAAAGUGAGGGUCACAACAUCUUUGCUAAUUUGUCCUCCAAGGAAUAUAGUGACCUCAUGCAGCUUUUGAAGCAGUCCAUAUUGGCAACAGAUCUCACGCUGUACUUUGAGAGGAGAACUGAAUUCUUUGAACUUGUCAGUAAAGGAGAAUGUGAUUGGAACAUCAAAAACCACCGUGAUAUAUUUCGAUCAAUGUUAAUGACAGCCUGUGACCUUGGAGCUGUGACCAAACCGUGGGAGAUCUCGAGACAGGUGGCUGAACUUGUAACCAGUGAGUUCUUUGAACAAGGAGAUCGUGAGAGAUCAGAACUCAAACUCACUCCUUCAGCUAUUUUUGAUCGGAACCGGAAAGAUGAGCUGCCUCGGUUGCAGUUGGAGUGGAUUGAUAGCAUCUGCAUGCCUUUGUAUCAGGCGUUGGUGAAGGUCAAUGUAAAACUGAAGCCCAUGCUGGAUUCAGUGGCUGCAAACAGAAGUAAGUGGGAAGAGCUGCACCAGAAAAGGCUUCUGGCCUCCACUGCCUCGCCCUCCCCUCCCAGCCUCACUGCGGCCGGGGAGGACAGAAACUAAACCCGCAGGUCAGCUUCUGCUGCACAAUGACGGCGGCCCAGAGGGCCACCUUCAGUCCAGCCACAUCAUCCUUUUGUUUCCUUAUGCUCAGUCCAUCCUCAGGCCUCGGGGAUGUGCAGCGAAGCAUGCCUGGGCUGCCCCCUUGAAGUGUGGUCAGCAGGGGAGAGAGCGACAAGAAGGACAAAGGAGGAGGCGGGGCAGUGAGUGUCCCGAUGCUGGGCAGCGUACUUGGGUGAGAUGAAGGCUGUGGGCAGAGCCAUCGUGGACCCAAGACCCAAGGACCGUUGGCCCUGCUCGCUCUGAGCCGAGGGAACACAGAACAGCGACUGGCAUCAUUAGCGCAGCUUCCUUUGUCUAUGGCUCUUCCAUUUGUUACAAGCUAAACGCUGCCUGCUUUUGCGUCCUCUCCCUGACUCUCUUUUUGUGCCACAUUUUCCUGAGAAUCCUGAUUUGUACUCAAUAGAGGUUUUUUUUUCAAUCCUAAAGCUUCUUAGUGAUGGAUCCAAAUCUUUGAAUUACCUGUCUAAAAGAUAAACUAUGUUAUUCUUAGAAAUACCAACCAAUAGUAGUUUUUCCCAAAGAGGUUCAUAGCAGGAAUAUAGCAAAUGUGUUUAUCUGGUCAGUGUUUAUGUAAGAGUCAUAAGACUGCACUGGGAUCAUGGUCCCCUAUUUCAGAGUUUUUCUUCAGCCUUCAUUGUAGACUAGCCUUCUCCCAAAAGGAAUGGAUUAAUAGACUUUAAAGAUGAAAGGGAAUCUGUUGCUGGAUUUACCAUAAAUGACACACGAACAUGUAGGAACUAUUUUCAACAGUGAUAGACAUUUCAGAGGCCAUACCAGAGCCACAGAGACUGAGAAUUUGCAGCUUGAGUUUUCCUAGUGAUGAGUUUUGCUACAAAAUUUAAGAUUAUUGCUAGUAAGCAGCUUAAAGCCAAAUGCAGGUGUCCCCAAUUUGGGACUUUUCCUUAAGUGUAAGAAAUAAUCCUUGAAAGGUUAAGAAGUAGUCUGGGCAGAGAACACAUGCUCUAUAAGAAAAGGUGAGUCUGUUCAAUUUAACUAAGCCAGGCUUAUAAUAUGUAAGAAUAAACUGUACUUAAUAGAUGUAGUGACUAGAAAGCUGCUUUGCUCCCCUAUUUUACCAGCAAGAUUGAGGACAUGGUAUGCCUUAUUCAAAGAACACUGGGCAAAAAGAUAGACUUCUAUCCCUAGCUUUGGCACUAUUGAUUGGAUGAGUUUGGACAAGUCAUUUAACUUUUCCCAGCCUGUUUCCUAACCUGUAAAAUGAAAUUACACUAGAAAAUUAUAUUCAAAUAUGUUUGAACCUUAGAACUUUGUUAAAAUAAAUCUUACAAGGAAUCCCGAAGAUAUAAAACACCUAAUAGCUGAACUCCUUGGUUUGAAGCAGGAUUGGGGGAUCUAGAGCCCCUGCAAAUCCUUAUCUCUUUGAUUACAGACAUGGUAAUCCAUUAAGGGGAUCUGAAGAGUUUGAAAGUCCUUGGACUAGCUGAUCCCUGAGGUCCACCGCAGCUCUGAAAAUAAUAAAAUCUUACCACCAUUUUUUGCUUUUGUUACUGGUAUCAGUUAACUUUACUACUCAAAUGUUAAAGAAAUAGGGGCCAAGUUCCAGAGACAUUAUUUUUUCUGGCACCACAGUGGAUAUUCGGGAAAUGUUUGAAAAAUGACUGGGUAAACUAAAGUACCAAGACAGCAGUGAGGGGAGAGCAGGUAAUUGUAGAGAAAAAACAAGAUCUGUCUGGUAAGAAAUGAAGUAAAAAAAAAAAAUUUAACUAGGCAAAGAGGAAAAAGAAAAAAAGAAAGAUGACCAAUAGAGGAAAGAAAGUGACUGAGGCAGGUGGGAAGAGAACUGCCAAAGGAAAGGUGAAAGUCAAUACGAAACAAGAAAAAUGGCACUUUGACCAAAAAAAUUAGGGUAUAGAAUCUUGUCCCCAAUUGCUUAGAAAAGAGAAACACUUGAGUAGGGAGGGGUUUUACAAAGGAGAGAAGGAAGGACUGGAAGCCCUAAAAAUAAUGUUCCUAGCUACCCUUUACAGCUGUCUCUGCAGGGAAGACUGGAGAAACUAGAGGAGAAAAUGCAUGCAGGAAAAAUUGCCUCUGUAGAGCAGGUAAGAGGAGGUUGUUCAGAUUUAUGGAUUUUAUUAAGCCAGUUUUCUGAAUCACUCUGCUAUAAAAGAAAAUAGCUUCUGCUGAGCUGCCUCCUCCUCAGGUGAGGAACAAAGAGUAGGUGGGGCUAGGGACAGACCCUAGUCUGUGACAUCAUCGUGUCUGUAGCUCCAGGAGCACUGCAGGUGUAUCUGGAUAUAAACAAGGCCUGAUGGUUUAUAUCACAAAUGGGAAUUCAAAACCAGUCCAUGUGAGGCAGAGAUGAACCCACAUCUGUUAUCCUCCCCAAAAAUAAGUAAAGAGCCCAGAAAGAAGGCUGCUAUUCCAUCCAAAGCAAUAUUUUAAAGCAUGUGCUUUAUGAUAAAACUGGACCCAGGGUCUGACCCAGACUGCAAGAGCUUACAAGGACUUCAGCUACCCUGAACACUGAUGCUGCAUUUUGCUAAGGAGAACAUAAUUUAUAACACAAACCCUACGGCUUCCACUAAGGUUGCAUUUUCCUACCAUUUUCUUGCCUUUUUAUUGGCUUCACUGCACGGUUGCCAAUAGCAACAUCCACUGGUAGCGAGGGGAGUUCAACACCGUUGCAAUCUGCCAUACAGUGGAGCCCUGACAAUGUCCACCAUCAAUCAAGUAGCUGUUUGUAAUUGCCUCCAUCUAUUUCUCCUGUCUCAAGGUAUCUUUCCCAUUGUGGGUCAGAAUUCAGAAACUGCUGACUAAUGCCGUGGGUCUGCCCCUCCACAACCACGAAGCAGCGGAAAUGGAGGGUAGCAGCAUCCUUGGCACCAACAACCCUGGUGGUUAGAGGUUGAACUCAGGUGUUUAAGGUAUUUUUAAUCUCUUUUCUAAAUAAUUUAUAAUUUUCCAAAAAUGUUAGAUAUGUUGUAGUUAAUCAUAUAUUCUUCUUUUCCAAUAUAAAGAAAUUAUCCCAUUUCUGCUUAUUAAUGUUUAUUAGAGAAAGGCAUUUGAAACAUAAGCCUUCUUAUAAAACAACUUCAAACUGACCAGAUUACGUUCGCUUCCUCAGCUCUCUGGGCAUUAAUGGUUGAAAUGACUUCAUCCUACUUUCUCUAUGGGAUGUAUUUUUAUUUAGACAUGAUAGUUAUUCUUGUUAGUGAUUAUGCAGAUGAUACAUGCACUGCCUACAAUGUAGCCUUCGAUUCCAGCCAGUAGGGACAGCCUGCCCAAACGUAAAAGGAGCCACCCAGCACACGGUGGACAGGGGCUCCAUCCUGUAAUCUUAGGACGCUCCAGGUCUUAGGUUUUCCAUCUGUUGAAUAAAAGCAUUGAGUUUUAAAAAAAUUACUUAUUUAGGUGAAAUUCACAUAACAUAAAAUUAACUAUUUUAAAGUGAGCAAUUCAGUGGCAUUGAGUAUAUACACAGUGUUGCACAACCACCACCUCGAUCGAGGUCUAAAAAAGCACUGAUUUUUAUUCAAUUCAUUUCCACACUAAAGGACCAAGCUGUGUGUAACUUUUUAAAAUCUUCCAGAUAACUUUCUUGUUCACCCUUCUCAAAUAAAAUUGUAGCAAACCUGAAAAGGGCAUCUUCUUACUGAAGACAAAAAAAAUUACAUAUAUGGAAUACAUUUUAAAAUAACCUUAACACAGAUACAUCUGAACCUGCCUCUAAUGAUCAUGAAAGAUACAGUCAUCAAAACAACUUUUAAAAAAUAUAUCCUUUUAUUUCAUAAAAUGACAAUUUCAGAUUAUCUAGAUUAUCCCAUAUCAAAGAUACACCAUAAAUGGUAGUCAAUUUAAUUUAACAGUAAAUUUAUGAAGGGAGUAAAGAGAAGUUAAAAGUGUAUGACAUGUACGUUUUCUCUGUUUCUGAAAUCUGAAAUGUCUAUACAUUUCCGGGUAUUUCAAAUUUGGAAAUAUGUUGAGUUAGAAAUAAUCUUUAAAAUUGUGUUAGUGUAAUAACAUUAUCUAAUAUCAAUGCUACAAUAAUUCAGUUGCUUUUUUCUUGUAUCAAAAUCUAUCAUACUUUAUUUACUUACCUUAGAUAACUAAACAGAAUCUGCUCAAUUUACUUUGCAGUGUAAUUAUUUAAAGUACAUUUCUCUGCUGACCCUUAUGAAUUGAAGAAAGAUAAAAAACAGUUUCAUCCCUGCUAAAAGUGUGACACAAUUUCUUUCAAGGAAGACAGAAAUCUAAACAUAAUAGGGAAAGAUUUAAAUCUAAAGAGAAAUACUUUGGUUGGGAAAAGUAAAAACUCAACAAUGAUUCAUUACAGCAACAAAACAAAACCUAAGUUGAGAACUUAAAAAUUCUGGCAAUAUCACUGUAGUAAAGUUUCAUUAUCUGCUUCAGAAUAAGUCUAAAAACACAUGGUUUAUUCUGCCACAUGCUAUAAAGAACUCCUCAAACUCAAAUGUAUCAGGAAAUUUAAAGAUUGAAUCUGGCUACAAGAAGGCCAAGUUUUAUAAGUUUCAUAUGUGAGCAAUAAUAGACUAAAACACACAGAUGGCAGAAAUAAAAUGGGGGUAUAUCUGUAGAAUUUCAUGAAGAACAUUUUUAUUUAGCAAUGCUUGACGUCAUGCUUACAUUAUUGGUGUUACAAUACCUUUUCCUCAGCUUCUAAUUUGGGGUUGUACAUUUUUCUAAUUUAAUUUUGAAUAUUCUUGCAUGUUUGGUACAUUUCUCAACAGUGCUAAUGAUAAGUUGUUUAUCUGUGUAGUAUAUAUCUACACCAAUGUCUUUUGAAUGUAUAGACUGGUAUAGAAAUAAUAUAUUUUAUUAAGUAAAUGAAUAUAUGCUGUGAAAAAAAAAAUGUCCUAUUUGAGGCCAUCAUUUAUCUCUGUGCUCAUUUUGCGUGUGUAUUAGAAUCUGAAUUUUUUCUUAAGUUGAGAUUUAGAUUAGAUCAUAUGUAGAUGAAUUUUUUUUAGAAAACAGCAUAAUGUGGAAAUAGGAGGCUAGAUUUUGUUGAUUCUCAUUUCCUGGGGGAAAAAUUGCUUUUGUCAUUUUACUUUGAUGUACAAUAAUCUAAAAGGGAUCCCCUACUGAUUUGCUUCCUAAUUAUUAUUGUUUUACACAAAAGAGGGGAAAUACGUCUUCAAUUGAGUCAUCUGAAGUCAAUCUCUUUGUGUAGAGUUCCCAGGAUGAUGUUUCCUUAUAAGAAUAUUAUCUUAUACAAUGCUUGGCCACUUCACAAGCAACUAAUCCACGUUUUUGAAAGUCUGCUUUAAGAGACCUAAAUAUCUUUGUUUUUAAAUAAAAUGCUUGAAGAUUA